AUGAAGCCCCACAGUCUUCUAACCCCCCUCCUCCCCCUCCUAGCCAUAACACCCCCAACCCUCGCCGCCACCCCCCUCGACGCAAGCCGCUACCUGUGGUACACCACCCCCGCGCCCCCAACAGACUGGGAAAACGGCGCCCUCCCAAUCGGCAACGGUCGUCUAGCAGGUACAAUAUACGGCGGAAUCGACCAUGAAGUCCUCACAAUAAACGAGAACACGAUCUGGUCCGGCCCGCUGCAGGAGCGCACGCCCGAGAAUGCACUCGCCGCGCUGCCGGUGGCGCGCGAGAUGCUGGUGAGUGGGAAUAUCAGUGCCGCUGGGGACUUUAUCCUGCGAGAGAUGAUGCAUCCGGUCGAUAGUAUGCGUGCGUAUAGCUAUUUUGGGAAUUUGGAGGUUGCGGUUGGGCAUGCUGGGCAUACCGGCCAGGGGGAUGUAAGUGGGUAUAGGAGGUGGUUGGAUACAAAGAGGGGGGACGGUGGGGUUGAGUAUGUGGUUGAUGGGGUGAGGUAUACGCGGGAGUAUAUAGCGAGUUAUCCGGCUGGGGUUCUUGCUGCGCGGUUCACAGCGAGUGAAAAAGGUGCUCUGAGUCUCAAUGCUACCUUUUCUCGCGCGGAAUCUGUCACGUCUCUGCAGGCUUCUGCGUCGGAUACUGCUCCGUGGAUUAAAUUGGAUGGCACGAGUGGACAGCCAGCCGAUGAAGAUCCGAUUGUGUUUAGUGGGCAGGCAAGCUUCGUGGCCGACGGGGCUCGCUUUUCUGCCAGUAAUGGCACUCUGUCUAUCACUGGAGCCACGACCAUUGACCUCUUCUUCGACGCCGAAACCAACUACCGCUAUCCCAGUCAGGAUGGAAUCGACGCGGAGAUCAGACGCAAGCUCGACAACGCACUCACAAAGGGCUUCGAUAAGGUCAAAGACGAGGCGCUGAAAGACUCAUCUACUCUCCUUGAACGCGCCUCAAUCAACCUCGGGAACUCGUCGAGCGAGAUCCGAGCCCUACCCACCGACGAGCGCAUCGCUCGUGCCCGCUCAGGGUUCGAUGACCCCGAACUCGCAACCCUAACAUGGAGCUACGGUCGACACAUGCUCGUCGCCUCGUCCAGAAACACUGGCGAAGAUAUCGAUCUCCCCGCAAACCUGCAGGGGAUAUGGAACAACGAAACCACCGCAGCAUGGGGCGGGAAGUAUACCAUCAACAUCAACACGGAGAUGAACUACUGGCCCGCAGGUCAAACAAACCUCAUCGAGACGCAAAAGCCGCUCUUUGACUUGUUCAAGGUCGCGCAGCCGCGAGGCCAGGCACUCGCCGAGGACAUGUAUAACUGCAGCGGCAUGGUGAUCCACCAUAACCUCGAUAUAUGGGGUGAUCCAGCCCCCGUCGAUAACUAUACUUCGGCUAGCAUGUGGCCGAUGGGCGCGGCGUGGCUGGUGACGCAUCUUAUUGACCAUUACCGGUUUACCGGCGAUAAGGAGCUGCUCGAGGAGACCGUAUACCCGUAUCUUGUCGACGUGGCCAAAUUCUACCAAUGCUAUACCUUCGAGCACGAGGGGUAUAAAGUCACCGGUCCCUCGCUCUCACCGGAGAACACCUUCGCCAUUCCAGACGACUGGAGCAUCGCCGGCUCCUCGGGAGCAAUGGACAUUGCUAUCCCCAUGGACGAUCAAAUCCUUUGGGAAGUCUUCAACAACCUCCUCGAGGCCGCCUCAGCACUCGGUAUAAAGGACGACAACGACGAAGCCGUCUCGGCAGCAAAGUCCUUCAUCGCCCAGAUCCACCCACCCCGGAUCGGCUCCAAAGGCCAGAUCCAAGAAUGGCGUCUGGACUACGAGUCCGAGGCCCUGGGGCACCGCCACCUCUCUCCGCUCUUCGGUCUACACCCAGGCCGCCAGUUCUCGCCGCUAGUUAAUGAGACACUAGGUGCAGCCGCGGGAGUCCUUUUGGACGACCGUCUCGAGCACGGCUCCGGGAGCACGGGGUGGAGUAAUGCGUGGUUCAUCAACCAGUAUGCGCGGCUGUACCGGGGCGAGGACGCCUGGGCGCAGGUUGAGAAGUGGUUUAGCCUGUACCCGACGAAGAACCUGUGGAAUACGGAUAAUGGGGCCACUUUCCAGAUUGAUGGGAACUUUGGCGUUACGAGUGGCAUUACCGAGAUGUUUCUACAGAGUCAUGCUGGGGUUGUGCAUCUUUUGCCGGCGCUUUCUGGGGAGAGUGUUCCGAGGGGCAGUGUAAAGGGGUUGAAGGCGAGAGGGAACUUUGAGGUUGAUAUUGAGUGGGUGGAUGGAAAGUUGGAGAGCGCGGUUGUGAAGUCGGUUGGUGGCGGGGUGUUGAAGGUGAGAGUGCAGGAUGAGGAGCAGUUCUAUGUCAACGGGGACUUGUAUGAGGAGGCGUUGGAGACGACAGGUGGGGAGGAGUAUGUCAUCACAUUGACGAAGUAG
Molecule: messenger RNA, 2436 nt
Organism: Aspergillus puulaauensis
Lineage: Eukaryota; Fungi; Ascomycota; Eurotiomycetes; Eurotiales; Aspergillaceae
Product: glycoside hydrolase family 95 protein
Exons: 3
Coding region: 1-2436 (811 amino acids)
Biological process (GO): carbohydrate metabolic process
Molecular function (GO): alpha-L-fucosidase activity
Source: RefSeq, a predicted model, not a curated record